Arachis stenosperma is the source of this 4601-nucleotide messenger RNA. Its product is annotated as probable uridine nucleosidase 2. Bases 1534 to 1836 code for a protein of 100 amino acids. Gene Ontology annotation, molecular function: purine nucleosidase activity. The transcript is spliced from 4 exons. NCBI's taxonomy places the organism in Eukaryota, Viridiplantae, Streptophyta, Magnoliopsida, Fabales, Fabaceae. Gene Ontology annotation, cellular component: cytosol. The record is from RefSeq and is a predicted model, not a curated record. Gene Ontology annotation, biological process: purine nucleoside catabolic process.
UUAAUUCACCUCAGUCCCAUUCCUCUCUAAAAAUUGAAAGAAAAAAUCAACUCAACUCUACCCACCCAUUGACCUACCCUCGCCGCCCGCAGCUCGCCGCUCGCAGCCACGCCAACCACCGCAGCCACCUCAAUCCCGCAGCCCCGUCGCAUGUACAGGCAUCGCGUAUGGAAGCUUGGCGCCAUCGCAGGAGCUUGAAGUCGUCUCCUCUGUUCGACAGCGCUCUCUCUAAGUUCACCGUACCUCCGUCACCGUCACCGUAACCGUCACUGUCAAGAACUUCUUUGUGCUUCCCUCGCCGCCUGACAUCUCUGUUUGUUCUGUCUUCAUCCAUUAGCUGGAACAUUCCCUCACCGUACAUAUCAUGGCGUACAAUACAUCAUUUCUUGACUAGAUUCUUCUUUUGUAGGCCAUACAACUUGAUCCAGAAUUUGCCAAGAACAUUGGGCAGAUUGUUAUACUUGGUGCUGCUUUCGUAGUAAAUGGCAAUGUGAAUCCAGCCGCGAAAGCCAAUGUGUGUUGUGAUGAAAUAAAUAAAUAACUACAUCUGUGUAUGGGUCAUUUCUCUCCUUGUCUCACUCCUUUAGUUGGGUUUAAUUCCAGAUAUUUGGUGAUCCAGAUGCUGCAGAUGUUGUGUUCACAAGUGGAGCGGAUAUACUAACAGUGGGGAUAAAUGUUACCCACCAAGUUGUAUUGAUUAGUACACGCUUUGUCAAAGUUUUCUUCACUCAUUUUUUUAAAAUUUUUAACCAUUAAUUCAUUGGUACUAUCUUUAUGAAAAAUUUUCAUGUUGGGUCAAAUGUUUACCACUAGAUCAGAAGCUAUGGUUGUUAGUAGGAUACAACUUUAUUUUCUUAUACUUUCUCAAAUCAUAUCUAGCAUGAGGAGGUGCUAAACCUAUUUUAACAUUUAUAUUUUAGAUAAAAGUAAGUACAGAAAAUCAACUUUUAAUUAGUUAAAAUUAGACAAGUUUUUUAUUAUGAAAUUACUUUCUUAACUUUCAUUUUUUGGAAAGUAUAGAGUUUAGGAUUUAGAAUUAGAAUUUAUAAUAAAAGGGUAAUUUUAGAAAAAUUGUCUAAUAUUGGCUGAAAAAUAGUUGAUUUCCUAGUUGAAUUCUUUAGAUUUUAGUUGGUGAGUUUUCUAUAACAGAGGUUUCAGUUCAAUUGAACUCAGAUGUCUACCCAACUGAACUAAUAUUCAAGACUUUCUUUGAUCAAUGAAAAGUUACUGCUGUGUUACUAAAUAUUUCAAUUAUUUACUGUCUACCCCACAAGAACUAGAAGCCGUCUUUAUUCUAAUGAAGCAUCGCAUUGGUAUGUUACAAUGAAUCUGUCUUUGACAUUUAUUUCUCAUAUCUUGUUCUGUAGUAUGCUUAAUUUUACAAGUAUUAAGGUUAGACAGAUAUUUUGUGUUGUAUUUUGUUAGAACUGAACCCUAAAGAGUUGGGAAAGGAUUUGAAGAAACUUGGAAUUUGAAUGGUUACAUGGUUUUGUAUCAGUAUGCUCACAGAACAACAAUGGGGCAAACUAUAAGAUGCAAGCGUACAUAAAGUACAAAAGUUCUAAUCAAGAAAAGUUGGCAAGUUCAAAUGGAAAAUUCGCUCAGUACUUGACCAAAAUCCUCGAUCUGUAUUUCUCGUAUCCUCGUGAGGCCUACAACACCGACGGGGUUUACCUUCAUGACCCCACAGCAUUUCCUGCAGCUGUUGAUCCUACUCUUGUAACCUGCAUGGAGGGUAGUGUUAGAGUUCAAACCAGUGACAUUACACGGGGUCUUACAAUACUGUACAACAAACUGAAAAGAAACUCGAUGCACCUCAGCCCCAUUCCUCUGUGAAAUUGAAAGAAAAAAAGGAAAUCAAGCUCUACCCACCCAUUGACCCAGCCCCGCCGCCCGCAGCCCGCAGCCACCUAAUUUCCGUAGCCCCGUCGCAUGUACAUGCAUUGCGUGUGGAAGCUUGGGGCCGUUGCAGGAGCUUGAAGUUGUCUCCUCUGUUCGAGGCUCUCUCUAUGUUCACCGUGCCUCCGUCACCGUCACCGUAACCGUCACUGUCAAGAACUUCUUCGUGCUGCCCUCGCCGGCUGACAUCUCUGUUCGUUCUGUCUUCAUCCAUUAACUGGAACCUUCCCUCGCCGCUUAGAUCUCCAUUCGUUCUGUUCGCACUUCAGGCAGGUCUUAUCUUUUUCUCCAUUGUGUAGUAUUCAUUUAUUUGUGUAUUCUAGCUUGAGUUUUGCGCUGUUGAUUCUUGUGAUUACUGAUUCUGAAAUUUUAAAGUUGUUCAUAAUUUUUGAUUCUGAAUAUCUUAUCUUCUGUGACUAGGAAAUAGGAAUAAUUUGUUUUGGUUAGUUACUUAAUUUUGCUCAUAAUUUUGUUGAGCAAUGUUAGGGGCCAUCAAUUUUUGUGGUUGUUAGCCAUCAACUAGCCAUCAAUGAUGAUUUGAUGGUGUGAGAUUGGUGUAAGAUUUCAUCCAAUGGCUCACCUUUCUCUGCUGGUUACAUGCUAGCCAAAAUUCAAUAAAACUGCUGGCCCCCUAGACUUUUCUAUUUUUGUUAGCUGGAUUUUGAAUUUUGUUUGCUGUGACUUGGAAUCAUUUUGUAGUAUUUAUUUGUAUUUUCUAGCCUGAGUUUUGUGCUGUUCAUUCUUUGAUUUAUGUCCUUGAAUUUUGUUCUGAAUUGAGUUAAUUGGAAUUGAAGUAGGUAAUUGGAAGAAGAAUAGCUUUAAUUUUGAUCAGAAACACCUUGGAUGUUGCUGUGUUAUUUUUCCGAACCUUUCAUCUUGUUAUAGUUGCUGAUGUUGUGUUGUUAUUUGUCUCUGUUCAUUUAGUUUUUGAUCAUUGAUCACUUAAGUAGUUAAAGUGAAUUUGCUUUUCUCUUUAUAUUAGAUUUACAAUUUAUUUUUUUUAAUGGUUUCUAUUGUAUUAAUAAGCUACUAGACCAACUUGAUUAAAUUUGGUUACUAAAAUAACGAGUAUGUUUUGCCACAAGGAUUUUUCUCUAUUUUGUCAAUUCAUAUAUUAUUUAUAUUAGAUGAUAUUAUGUCUCCUAUAUGGGAAAAUAUAUAGCUUGUCCUUCAAAAUUUAUACCUCUGGAAAACUUUGCUUUAUAAGACUAAUGACUAGGCUCAUUAGUUAUGGAAAUUUGCUUAUCUAUUUAGAGCGAGGAUCUCAACAAAUACAGGACUUGAAUUGAUAAUUUCAAUGUUUCGCCGGGUGCAUUCAGUUAUCAAUUGAAGGUAUAUAAUUGUGUAGGUAGAAUGGUGGAUUGUCCAAUGUCAUUCUAAAUACAAUUUUAGUGUGGAACAGUAGAGAAUCGGGGUGGAUGUCUAGAUCCUUUCCUCCAUUCAAAAGUUUCAUCAAAUUUGGGUCUUGCCAUCUUUAUACACCCAAACAGAACUUUUAAAAAACGAAUGUAACGAUGGCAUUUUGUCCUUAUUGAAUAUAAGUUGGUUUGUUAAAUGAGAAAGUGAUUUCUACCAUAUUGAAGAAAUCAUACCACCCAUUUAUUUUUAUUUUAUCAUUAUAUCUCAAUUUAAUCAUGGUAGGCAUAUACUAAAAUUAGCCACUAAUAUAAACUACACAUUAAAAUAAUUAUUACUUCUGCAAUUAGGUUUUUGUUAUAUAUUUUUCUUUGCUUUAUGCCUUUUAAUUUUGUUCUCAACUGAGUUAAUUGGAAUUGAAAUAGGUAAUUAGAACAAGAGUAGCUUUAAUUUUGAUCAGAAACACCUUGGAUGUUGUUGUCUUAUUUUUCUGAACCUUUCAUCUUGUUAUGGUUGUUGAUGUUGAGUUGUUGUUGGUGUUGUGUUUUAUUUUUUUAAUUUAUCUUCUUGCAAUGUCCCUGUUUGCUGGUGGUCUUCUGUUAUACAGAAUGCCCCAUUCACUUUCACCUUCAUAUGGAAGAGGAUGCUUACUGCUUUAGCUUUGGUGUAUAAUCUCCUAAAAGUAUUUGCUUAAUCUGAAUUAUUUCUAUUUUAUUUAAUUGUGCUGUUUACUUUCUAAACUAAUUUUCACUUUGCUCGUUUCCUUCGAAAGAAGUGAGAUAGAAGUCAUGAAGUAGAGAAGGCCUUAAAAAAUUGUAUGAUAUUAAUUAUGUAUAUCUAUUGAAUGAUUAUGAAACAAAUAAAAAUGGGUAAUAGCCAGCCAGAAAUAAAAAGAAGCUGAAUGCUUUUCCUUGUGCAUGCCCUCAUGAUUCCUGAACAUUAGAUUAAAAUGCAUCCAACUCAGUUUUAUCUUCCUUUAUACACCUCAUUUAAAUCAAUUUCUAAUAUUUAUUAUCUAUAUUGUUUCUAUAAGCAUAAUGUGCAUGACAUUGUUCUGGUCAAGUGCAAGUAUUACUACCACAUGUUUUCAUUGCUACAUACAUUUCAUUCAUUUUAUCUUUGGUGAGAAUGUCAUUUCUACUUUGUACAGACCAUGACAAAUGAAAUUAUAAAGUGAUGAAAUCAUUGAUGCUCAUUUUUAAAAAAAUUAAUCUAAAUAUAUGUUGUUCUACUUAGGUCUUUAAGAUACAAAAAAGCUAGUCAACCAAAUUAGGGACAUAAAAGUAAAUACAAUUGGAUGGAUUGUAUUAAAAUCUUUUAGUUCUUUAAAGGUGUUGUUGUAUUUU